CUCGUGGGGCAAGCAGUACUCGUACGCCCUCUUCAAGGCCAUGAGCCACAUGCUGUGCAUCGGCUACGGCGCCCGGGCGCCCGUCAGCAUGUCGGACCUGUGGAUCACCAUGCUCAGCAUGAUCGUGGGCGCCACCUGCUAUGCCAUGUUCGUGGGCCACGCCACCGCCCUCAUCCAGUCGCUGGACUCCUCGCGCCGGCAGUACCAGGAGAAGUACAAACAAGUGGAGCAGUACAUGUCCUUCCACAAGCUUCCUGCGGACAUGCGCCAGAAGAUCCACGACUACUACGAGCAUCGGUACCAGGGCAAGAUCUUCGACGAGGACAACAUCCUCAGUGAACUCAAUGACCCGCUCAAAGAGGAAAUCGUCAACUUCAACUGCCGUAAGCUGGUGGCCACCAUGCCUCUGUUCGCCAACGCCGACCCCAACUUCGUGACGGGCAUGCUGAGCAAGCUGAAGUUUGAGGUCUUCCAGCCCAACGACUACAUCAUCCGCGAGGGCACGGUGGGCAAGAAGAUGUACUUCAUCCAACACGGCGUGGCCAGCGUCAUCACCAAGUUCAACAAGGAGAUGAAGCUUACAGACGGCUCCUACUUCGGGGAGAUCUGCCUGCUGACUAAGGGCCGGCGGACGGCGAGUGUCCGUGCCGACACCUACUGCCGCCUCUUCUCUCUGUCCGUGGACCACUUCAACGAGGUGCUGGAGGAGUACCCCAUGAUGCGCCGCGCCUUCGAGACGGUCGCCAUUGACCGACUGGACCGCAUUGGGAAGAAGAACUCACUGCUGCUGCAGAAGUUCCAGAAGGACCUGAACGCCGGCGUGUUCAACACGCAGGAGAACGAGAUAUUGAAGCAGAUAAUCCGGCAGGACAGGGAGAUGGUGAUGAUGGUGGACCGCAAGCACUCGGUCAGCGGGAUGAACUCCACCCCAAUGUCUGGAAACUCCAUCAUUAACUCCCCCGCGCAGCCGCCCUACUCCACCUCCAUAGGCACCAAUCAGCUCCAGCAGUCCGCCUUCCCCCUGACCUACAGCGCCUCCGCUAUCGCCAACGCCUCCGCCGCACGCAUCCUGCCGGCCGCCGCCGCCGCCCAGGGGGUCUUCAUGGCCCCCGGGGUCUCCUUCGGCAACAUGAGCGCAGCCGGCUCCUCCACCUCCAUCUCCCCGGUCGUGGUCAACCUCCCCUCCCUGCAGCAGCAGCAGGGCGCCAUCAUGUCGCCGUGCUCCUUCACCGCUGCCAUGUGCAGCCCACCCGUGCAGACCCCUCUGGCUGGCCGGAGCUUCCAGUACCGCUCGCCCACCGCCUCCCAGCUGUCCCUCAUCCAGCAGAGCCUGCCCCCGGCCCAGCAGCAGCAGCAGCAGCAGCAGCCCCUUCCCCCCCCACAGCAGCAGCAGAUGGCCCAGCCACCAGCGCUGUCGAGCCCUGCCUCCGCCGCCUCCUCCUCCUCCACGCAGCAGUCCCCCGGGCAGCAGCAGCAGCAGCUCCUCUCCUCGCCCCAGAGGGGGGAGCACGUCCUCAAGGGCUCGCCGGCGCUGCAGUCGGUCAGCCUGAGUCGAGACGUGCGCCACCUGUCGGCCUCCCAGCCCUCCCUGCCCCACGACGCCACCCCGAGCCCUAGGGGCCACGCCCCGCCCGGGGACUCCCUGGCGUCCAUAGCGCCCCCGGCGGCGGCGGCGGCGGCGGUGGCGGCGGCGGCGGGAUCAGGGAUCCAGGCGAUCCAGGGGAUCCAGGGGAUCCAGGCGAUCCAGGGGAUCCAGGGGAUGGCUCUGCAGGGGGGCCUGCGCACCACGGUACCCCAGCGGGUCAACUUGUUCCGCCAGAUGUCGUCGGGGGCGCUGCCGCCCGUGCGCUCCGCGGUGGGGGCGGCGUCGGUGGGCGCGGGGCUGGGGGUCCCGGGGGCGGCCGGCGGCGUGCAGCACAGGGAGUCGCCGGGGUCGAGGAGGGAUUCUGUCCUGAGCAGUGCAGAGACCGAGCAGGACAAAAUGCGUUUUUCAUCCAAUUUAUGAUUCGAUUUUGAGGGUUUUUUUCUGGGGUCCUUUUUUCCUUCUUCUUCUUCUCGAACCUGUGUUGCAAUUCACUCUUCUUUUUUUUAAAACACGGAAAUACGCAAAAGAAGAUGUACAUGAGAGACUUUCAGUAUUUUCGGUUUUCCCACUUUCCCCUUGAAAAGAUAACCUCAUAGACACCCUGUACAGACAGCCCUUGUAUUAUAGUUUAGACACACUGUCUCCCUAAACAUAAGAAUGUAUAUUACACAAAUAUAUAGAUAUAUCUAUAUUUAUCUAUUUAUCUAUCUAUAUAUGUAUAGAUAUAUCUAUAUUCAUCGAUAUAUCUAUCUAUAUGACUAAAUGUAGAUAGAUAUAAAGAUAUCUGCUAUGAUAACAUAAAUGUGUGUGUGUAAAUCCAACUAGAAUAUUUGGCAAUGGCUAUUUAAAAGCUCUAGUAUAAACAUGAGUCUUCCUUUCCGAGAAUUAUAAAGAAACAUGAAAUGUUAUUGAUUUUUGUUUUGUUUCGCUGUUUGUUUCCCUUAUUUUUAAGUUAACUUUUGUUAACUUAAAAAUAUUGUUUGUUUAGUUAACUGAAUGCAUUGUAGUUUCUGAUGCAAUCUGUAUGAUUUCAGUUUCCUUUUGUACUGAAGAUAUUGGUGAAAAUGAGCAGCUUUGGCACCACUGUGGAUAAUAAGUCAAAAAUACUUUGGGUGGGGGAAAAUACUGUCAAAAGCACACAUUACAGUUUUAUCUCUUCACGUUUCUGAAAAGAAUAACAUAAUUUUUCAGAAAUAAUUCAAGAUACAGUAGCUGAGUUUUAUGUUGCGUUCCGGCAGCAGAAAUACAGCCUACCAAGCUACUAAAUUGUCACAUUAAGUGAAAUACAGACCAUGACAGUGUUAUGGGUCCAAAGGUCAUAGAAUAAUAGAAAUGCUGCUUUAUUCGUUUCUCGUAGAUGAUGAUGAUGAUGAUGGAGAAAGAGAAGGAUAUGGAUGGAUGCUAUUUUUUGUAUUCCUAAUUUCAGACUGCUGAGAUAUAGGUUAUGUAAUGUUGCUUAAAAUCUCUCUGUGUACAUUUAUAAUAUUUAUAAACUAAAGAUUAUUACCAUUAUGCAAUAGACUGUGAUAUAACAAACAAAAAAAAACCUAUAUGUGUGUUGUAAAUAAUUUUGUAGGUCUAGUAUUUACAGAUACUGUGUGGUGCAUUCUCAAUCAUAACAAUGUCUUACUACUAUCAGGAAACUGGACAUUAUCUUUAGGAGGGAGACAGAGGGUGAAUGGACAGCGUACACGUUUCAUUUGAGAUGGACAAACCUUAAUGCAAUAGCUAGCAAUACAACACUGAUGCCUGCUGGGGGAGGGGACAUUUCAAUCUUUCUUUACGGAAUACAUGAUGAAUGUCCUGGUGCAGUAAAAUCAAUUAGACGGCCAUUGUUAAAAUAUCAUUUGAUGAGUUAAUCUUUUCAAAGAAAAGGUAUUUUUAUUUUCAGAUGCUUCUUUUCUCAGAGCCAUUUAAAAAAAAAAUGUUGCAUUCUAUAUUUUUUUAUUUAAGAAUAUUACGCGAAAGGGAGUGGCAGAGGCAAGGAACUUUAUUCCUACUUAUUUGUGAUUCAGUACCCCAAUGUCUCUUGAGUAUUCCCUGUAUUGUGACCUGUCACAGCGCCUCAAGUUCUCCACACGCUAGCGAUUUUCACCCUCUCCUUUUACGUUUUUGAAGAAGUCGGGUUACUGUCUACGUUUUCGCAAGGCGUGCAGGGCACACAUUUUUUAAAAAAAUGUGAUUUUUAACAAUGUGAUUGUCGAAGCAAACUGGAAAAAAAACAAGACAAUGCUGUUUUGCAUUAAGGUUUAUGUCUCAUGUAACUCUCCAAAACGCGGGCUUAGAUACUUUAAACUGAUGUGAAUUCAUAUCAACUCAUGAAGAAACCUGAGAUUCUGUAAGACAGAGAAGCAUAGCGUAUUUAUAGUCGGAUGAAUCAGUUUCACUGCUAUAUCAAGCUUGGGCAGAAAUAGCGGUAGAUUUGUUCCAAGUUUUUAACAUAAUAAGAGGUAAGAUAUUUACAGUAUAAAUCUGUGACUGCCAUUUUUUAAAUAACUUUAUCAUGACUAAUUACAUCUUUAUCUAUAACUUUAUAUAUAUAUAUAUAUAUAUAUAUAUAUAUAUAUAUAUAUAUAUAUAUAUAUAUAUAUAUAUAUAUAUAUAUAUAUAUAUAUAUAUAUAUAUAUAGAAUGUCUGCUCAACUCUUUGUCAUGAGUAUCUUAAACUAGGUUUUAUGACUGUUUUCAUUUAACAAUUUAUAUUUAGAGCCAUAAAUGAGUGCAAAUAACCAACCAUCCAAUCAGUUUAAAGUGACUAAGCCCUGAGAAACUGUUUUUAAAAGACUACAGGUUAGGCUCUGCAAAAUUUGUGUCAAUAUUAUACCAACACACAGUCAGCUCACCAAUGUCAUGAAAGCAUGCACAUUCAGAAAUACCUACAAAAAAAAGAUACUAUUUCAAAAAGAUGUUGACGUUAAAUGUAUUGUGAGAUUAUGUUUUGUUCACUGUUCGUCCGUUAUUCGUGUGCAAGCAGAAACAUCAAAAACUAUCACACGGACAUUCUUAAGUAUUUGUGCCUAAACUAUAGCCAUGUUCAAUCCUCUUUUUCUUUUUUUUCCAUCCGUGAGUGUGUGUGAGCCAGGUGCAAGACAAACACGCCCCUGCUGGUAUACUCUUUGUGUUCUGUGUGUGCGUCUUCACAUGUUUAGCGAAGAAGGCAUUAGCGAGGAGAGAAUGGCCAAAUGUCUCAGUUCGUCCAAUUGGAAUCUUGAAUUACAAUGUGAAUUUCUAGGUAGGCCUACAGCUUGUUUGUUAGGUUAUUUCUUUCCUUUAAUUCGUUUUCUCCCUCUUAUCAUUCUCAUCUAGGCUCUAUAUUAUACUCAAUGAGGUUAUGUACAGUUAAAAAAAGAAAAGAAAAAAAAAGGUGAAAUCUUUCUAGUUCUGCGGUUAUAUCACGCCGAUUGAGACAUUCUAGGACUCUGGAGCACCUUUCUUUCUAGUUCGUCACUGAUGAUUGGCUGGUGUAUUUAACAAGCCAACGGAUGAUUGGCUUGUGUAUUUUAACGCUUGAGUGGGAUAAAACUGGCCAAAGCAAAACAUUCUAAGUACUUUUAUUUCAUUUUUUAUUUUUUAUUUUGAAUUGCACUUUCUAAUGAACUCAAAAGAUGACGAUUAUUUCAAACUUAAGCUUGGGUGUUGGUAUAAGUAGGCAAGUCACGAAAAGAGAGAGAAAGAGACAGACAGAGAGAAAGAGAGAGAGGCAUCCCCUUUGAAUUGUGCUGCCUUGAUACUAUAUAAGGUUCACAACGUGUGGAGGAGGCUUUAUUUAAAACAGAGCGCUUAAUCCUUAAUAUGCCAUAGUGUAUAGGAACUAGUGCACCAUAGAGAUGGAUAUCAGCACUGUUGGUUUGUGCUGUGUUUUGAUAUUUGCCUUCGAAGGGAGAGCUUCCCAACUACGUGCUUUUUUUUCAUAAACGCAAACAACAAACUAGCAUCCUGGAACGGGCAUUACGAUGACGAACAAACGCGCACCGAAAAACAGACUAAUAAGAAACACAUUUGCAGUAUAUGGACUCUCAACCAACCAGCACAUAUAUUUGUACAUUUCUUUUGUUUUUUUGGUGUUUUGUUGAUCGAAAAGAAAAAAAAAGAGAUGCAAAAAGAACUGGGAAUAAUGCCAGAGGAAGGAGAACCAAAAUGUGUAUUUUGGUCUUUUCCAUUGCAGCAGUUGCGUUUUUUUUCGUGUUUAUGGAUGACAUGCCCAGUGAAGAGAGAGACGGAAGCUGUAACGAGCUACCUUUUUACCCCGCCUCCCCAGCCUCAGCCCCGCCCACUAACAGUCAUUGUGCUUAUUCAUGUUCUCCAAUGCUUAGCGACAAAAACAAACGAUCGGUUGGUUACUUGACACGGACGAGAAGAAAGGUAAAUGUAAACUUUCUUACAAACAAUAUGCAGACAAACGGUGUUUGUCAAAAACUUUAGAUUUUUUUGUUUUUAUUUUGUUUGUUUGUAAAUAAUAAACCUUUAAAAAUAUAGAAAAUAAACGACAUAUUGUCAUUUA
Messenger RNA from Gadus macrocephalus (Pacific cod), 6085 nucleotides. It is a transcript of the gene hcn1, whose product is annotated as potassium/sodium hyperpolarization-activated cyclic nucleotide-gated channel 1. Lineage: Eukaryota; Metazoa; Chordata; Actinopteri; Gadiformes; Gadidae. The transcript has 5 exons. The coding region runs from base 41 to 2005 and encodes 654 amino acids. The record is from RefSeq and is a predicted model, not a curated record.